CCUCCAGGUUUUGGCAAAUCUGAAGUGGCCAUACAAGUGGGACGUGAGCUGGUUUCACAGGGAAAGAUAGAUGUGUUCUAUAUUACCCUCAAGAGUAUGAGGUCAUUAAAUAGCAUGGUAAACUCCCUCCUGGGAGCUCUUCAAAUUUUGAGCGGCACAGAUCCAAUCCAGCAAGUAAAGAACUGUCUUCGCACUCUAUCAAAUCACACCAUCAUCAUUUUAGACGACGUGGACGACAUGUUACUUCCUGAAAAGAAAGAUGCAUUUUGCAAUUUCGUGAAGUCUGUGGCCCAAACUGCUUCUCGUGUUAAGUUCAUGAUCACAUCCCGCCAAGUAAUAGACUUUUUAUCUGUCAAUAAGUUACCAGUCUGCUUGGACUCUCUUUGUCCAGACCACGCCAAAGAGUUGCUUCUGACGCUGGAGUCAAGAGUAUCAGAGGAAGAUGCGGAACAAUUGGCCCAUUACUGCGGUGGAGUGCCGUUAGUUCUACGCACCACAGCUGCUGUUUUAGCGAAAGGAAUUGAUGCUAAAGCUCUAAUAAGC
Pocillopora meandrina is the source of this 543-nucleotide messenger RNA. The record is from the annotation of a GenBank genome assembly. Lineage: Eukaryota; Metazoa; Cnidaria; Anthozoa; Scleractinia; Pocilloporidae.